AUGAAUUUUUAUCCAUUUCAUCUCGUCACCAAGCAAUGCCGUUCGUCAUUAUUGCGUAGGAUUAUCAUUGUUAAUCCUCGCCUAUUGUCCACGAUUAUCACUCGACAGAAAAAAGAUUCUAAACAACAAGAGAAUGAUACUCUUGCUCAAUCUCCAACUAAUCAAACUGAACUAAUCUCAUUUACUCAAAAAGCUCAACAAGCGGCGAAAGAUUCAAUCUAUUCACUUGUUAUUAUCGCCGGUGUUGUUACAUUAAGUGGUCUCUGCUAUCUAAUCUUACACGAACUUUAUUCAAGAGAAACACCAAAUGGAAUUUAUAAAGAAGUAUCAAGACUAUGCUUAGCCAAUACAGACGUACAAGAUGCAUUGGGUGCACCAAUCCUAGUUCAUACGACGCCAAAGAUUCGAUCGAUGAGAAUGAGCCAUGUUCGUGCGAAAAUGUUCGAUGAAAAAGGGCAUCGAAGUAUGACUAUAUCAUUUUAUUUAACCGGUAAAGAACGAUCAGGUGUUGUUGCUGUUAAAGUCCGAAAAAAUAUCUCAAAUAAAUUUGUAUAUGAUUAUAUUCUUGUACAACUUGAUCGUCCAUGGCGUAACCGAAAUAUCAUUCAAGUUCAUCAAAAUCUCAAUCAACUAUCCUUCGACGUUUGA
Adineta ricciae is the source of this 648-nucleotide messenger RNA. The record is from the annotation of a GenBank genome assembly. Lineage: Eukaryota; Metazoa; Rotifera; Eurotatoria; Adinetida; Adinetidae.